AUGAAGCUUACAUUUGCUCUUCAUGAUGGAAGAAUUUUCUCCCUAGAUGCCCCUUCAGAUACACUUAUGACAAAUAUUCGCCUUAUGGUUGCUAUAGAAGCUGGAGUGCCAGACAAAAAUGUGAUUUUAAUGAAAAACGAGCAAGCACUGACUAUUCAUCCACUCAAUACAGUACAGGAUUGUGGACUAGGUGAAAAUGAUCUCAUUUGGGUCCAGAUUAAUAACUUACAACCUCCUCAUUCGGAAUCGCCUUUAAGUAAUAUCGGUUCCCUCUUGCCAGGAUCUUCUAACGCUGGUCAAUUUUCCUCCUCCAUACAUAACGACUUCAGCAUUCCAGAUUUAGCUGAAGCGGCACGACAACACUUCCUCCGUGCCUCUGAAGCACAACGGCAUUUGCUAAGACAGAGGAAUAAACCUCUUUAUGAUGCUCUCAAUGAUCAAGCUGCAUUUAGACGAAUAUUCGACGCACAAAGAAAUGCGUCUCGUCAGGCAGCUAUAGAGCUGGAGUUGUCUGAUCCUUUAAAUCCUGCUGCACAGAAACGAAUCGCUGAACUCAUUCAGCAAAAAAAUAUUGAUAAUGAAAUGGAGGCAGCGAUGGAGUAUUAUCCGGAAACGUUCGGCCAGGUGACUAUGUUAUACGUGGCCUGUGAGGUGAACGGCUUUCCCAUCAAGGCCUUUGUGGACUCUGGUGCUCAAACGACUUUAAUGAGCCUUCAAUGUGCUCGUAACUGCAAUCUGGAACACUUGAUCGAUAAGCGUUGGUCUGGAAUGGCUUAUGGUAUUGGUACGCAGAAAAUAAUUGGCCGGAUUCACCAAGCACAGCUCAAGCUUAAUGGCACAGCUAUUCCGUCCUCGUUUGUCGUGUUGGAGGAUCAGCAAAUGGACCUCAUGAUUGGCCUAGAUAUGCUGAAACGACACAAGUGCUGUAUUAAUCUGGCAGAGAACGUGCUGACGGUUGGGGAGCACACGUCCGUCCCAUUUCUUCCUGAGGCUGAGCUACCGGCUUUCGCCAAAAUUCCAGUUGGCGCAAGCAACUCUGAGCUGAAUUCCUUCGUUUCAGAACCCCCCGACGCUCUAACAGAAGAGCAGCUCUCAAAGGUUGAUCUACUAACAAGUCAAAGCGUUCCACGAGACCGUGCAAUAGCUCUACUUAAGGCCACCAACUGGGACGCUGAUAUGGCUCUUGUGCAAUACAUGAGCAGUCUUCCCUAG
Messenger RNA from Mesocestoides corti, 1212 nucleotides. The record is from the annotation of a GenBank genome assembly. Lineage: Eukaryota; Metazoa; Platyhelminthes; Cestoda; Cyclophyllidea; Mesocestoididae.